Messenger RNA from Caenorhabditis bovis, 1272 nucleotides. The record is from the annotation of a GenBank genome assembly. Lineage: Eukaryota; Metazoa; Nematoda; Chromadorea; Rhabditida; Rhabditidae.
AUGGUCUUUCGCAAAUAUCGGGCAGUUAAACAAUGGGGAAAAAUGGAUACAAGGAUCUUCAAGGAGAUUUACAAUGCACGGAAUAAAAGAAAAAUGCCGAGUUUCAAAAUUCCUGAAGCUGUCCAGGCAAUUGGAGCAAAAGUUUAUGAAACGAAUGACCCAUUUUUGUUCACCGAGCAGGCAAAAGAAAACAAUGCAUUUGAUGAAGUCUUCCAAAAAAGCUCCGAUAUUCAAUAUAAUAGUUCGCUUCAAGACCAUCCAUUGUAUCAAAACGAAUUAGCCCAUGUUUAUGAGUCAUCGGAAGCGUUAAGUGACGGAAUUGCACAAGCAUCGAUUUUAACCAAUAGUGUUACUCGAAAUACGCUGCCAGAAGCAAUUCUAAACCAUUCACAUCUGGAAAUCGAAGAAGAGGCGGUUCGUGACGCCAUCCUUCACGGUGAAAAAUAUGAUCCAACAUUAGAAAAGCUUCCGAAGCGAUUUGAUCCUGUCCUCUUCUGGGUGACUCAUCCACGCGUUCAUGGAACCCCAGUGAUAAAAAGGAAUAAUAUUAUUUUAAAUAAUCUCAUGCGACAAAUCACGUUUGCUGGUCUUAGGUCGGGAAUCUUGAAGAGCAAUUUACAAAUUAAUAGAGAUGAGCCUUUAUCGGCAAUUUUAAAGACAAAUUCGUUCAAGCAUCCAUUGGUCAUUCGAGGUCAACCGCAUCUUACAAUUCAUUCAACAGAUCCUAUUGUUAACGCGCCUUGGGCUGGAAAAAUCGACGUGAAAGAGGCAUCAGAAGAAAGUUUGCCGGAUAUUUAUCCAAUUUCUCCAUUCAUCGAUCUCCAGAAGGAAUCGAUUUAUAAUCCGGAGAAUCUGAUUACAAGAAGCACACAGAACGUCAAUUUGCACUCGAUUCUUUGGGCGAGAGAACAGGACGCGAAAUACCCGUGGACCCGCGAGCAGAAUAUGGCCAAUGCGAUUAUGAUGACCUAUGCAGCUGCUGUCGCGAAUGCCACCAGAAAUGGAAAUAAAACAAUUGAGAAGCCAAUGCUCGUACGAGGAGUUCAACUAGUAAACGGAAGAUUAGACCUGGUGGCGAUUCAACUGAACACCCUUGAUACUGCCAAUGGAGAAAAUCCAACCAAGAAUAUUGUAUGGUUCGAGAAAGGUCUUCGUCUGUACAAACCAAAACCAUACUACGAGCAAAUGACGGAGGUUGAGAACCUCAAUAUGGAUGUGUUCAAAAAAUUGACGUCGCUGAUGCUCGGAUUUGGAUCUCCUCAUAAUCAUUGA